This is a messenger RNA of Trichobilharzia szidati, 1650 nucleotides long. NCBI's taxonomy places the organism in Eukaryota, Metazoa, Platyhelminthes, Trematoda, Strigeidida, Schistosomatidae. The record is from the annotation of a GenBank genome assembly.
UGCACAAAUUAUUUUUAAUAUUGGAGACAUGAAUAUAUUCCCUCUACACUCGAAUUCAUUAUUAAUAUUUUUUAUCUUAUUCAUUAUCAAUGAUUAUGUAAGAGUGAACGGAAAAGUUGAAUCGGCGCCAACAAACAAUGGACAGCAGUAUCCACUUGUUAUGAUCCCUGGUACUGCGGGUAGUCAAGCUUUUGCAGUCUUCAAAAAUGAUCCUAAUCGUCAACCUCUACCGCUAUGGUUAAAUAUGAAAUUUUUUGUUUUCAUUAAACGCUUUUCUGAUUAUUUUAAGUUGGUUUAUAUAUAUAUACACUUUUUUGGAGCAUAGUAUCUAAUAUCUUUCAUAGGUUGAAUUAUAAUCCAACAACUGGUCGAACUGAAGAUACUGAAGGAGUUGAAAUAAUCUUUCCUGGAUGGGGUGAAACAUGGUCAAUUGAAAAUUUAGAUGAAACACCAAAUGUUUUCUCAGAAUACUUCGGUUCUUUAGUCUAUGUCCUAAAGAAGGAUCCAUAUUAUGUGUCAAACUUCACAAUGCGAGGUGCACCAUAUGACUUUAGAAAGGCGCCAAGUAUUUGUCCAUUUUUUAUUAAAAAAGUAUACACUCGUAUUUUCUUCCUACUCCUUAGACGAAAAUGCUCAGUUUUUUGAAAAUCUAAGAUUACUAAUUGAAGAAACCUAUGAAAAUGCGAAACAGCGACGUGUUGUUCUACAUCCACAUAGUAUGGGAUGCUUAUAUGCCUUAGCGUUUUUAAAGCAGCGUACAAUCUCUUGGAAAAGAAAAUAUAUUAAAUCAGUCAUUUUUUCCAGCUGUCCGUUCGGUGGAUCUGUUAAAUCCUUAAAAGUUGAAGCUAGUGGUGAUAACUUCGGGGUGUUUUUACGUAGUCCACUGAGUUUCCGUUACGUCCAGCGUUCUAUGCCUUCGCUUACAUUCAUGUUCCCAGAUGCCCGUUUAUGGCCAGCCUCAGAACCACUUAUUAUCACACCGACAAAAAAUUACAGUACAGCUGACUAUGAAAGCUUUUUCAAUGACAUAAAUUACACAGUUGGAUAUAGUAUGUGGAAAGACACUCAUUCUCUUGUCGAUGGACUUGAAAUGCCAAGUGGUAUUGAUGAAAUUCACUGCAUCCAUGGUUCAAAUUUGAGUACUACAGAUAAACUUGUUUAUUCUCCACCUAAUCUAUUUCAUAACGGUUUCCCAGACCAGGUGCCACUAUUAGUUCCUGGUAAUGGAGAUGGCACUGUCAGUAUUCGCAGUUUGGAAUAUUGUAAGUACUGGCCAGGCACCAAAUAUUACGUCUUACCGGGAGCUGAACACGUGCAUAUCAUGAGCGACAUACGACACAUCAAUAUUGUCCUUAAGAUCCUCGGAGCAAAUAUAACACAUGGAUAGAAGCUACCUUCGCAUAUCACAGUGUAUAAGACUGCAAAGUUCCCAUUAUGACAAUUUAUCUUGCUGUAUGAAAGUGAGGCCAAUAAAUUUCAGAAGUAUAGCAGAAUGCUUGUAGUUCAAAGAUUGCAUAAAUUUAUUUUCCGUACACGUAUACUGACACGAUACACAAUACAAUUUUGACUUAUUCCAUUUCGAUGUGCCGCAUUAUUUCUAAACACCACAACUAUAUUUGGUAAACACCCAGUAUUAGAAAGUCUUCUUAU